AUGGCGGAUCAUACCCCUCCUCCCAACCCACCGCUCAGCGACGAACACGAGAACGAAGCGGGACAAUCUCAGAUCGAGAUACAUGCACACACUCACAUCGAGGCCGGCGGGAGGAAGUCAACAGAUGGACAGUCGUCUGCGCCUCUAGUCAAUAGCAGUGGCUGGGACGGCAAAUUGCGCAUGCCACCACGUAACGCCGUCCUGACCAACCCUGAAGCCCUCUCUGACCCCGACUACUCGGACCCGGAAGCGCCUCCUGUCGAGCAGAUUGAGGCCGACGAGGAUUUGCUUGAUGAUUAUCCCCUGGACACUGAGGAUAUUGAUCUUGUCCACUGCCGGAUUUCCUCACUUGUUGCACUGAAACUCGAACGCUUCACCAAUGCCAAGAGACUGUGUUUACGGCAGAAUGCCAUCCAGAGUAUAGCUUUAACGCCAAACCUGGGAGAGACAUUGGAAGAGCUGGAUUUGUAUGACAACUUGAUUUCGCACAUCAAGGGCCUCGAUGAUAUCAAGAACCUGAGAAGCCUGGACCUCAGCUUCAACAAGAUCAAACAUAUCAAGAAUGUGAACCACUUGCGCAGUCUAAAGGAACUAUAUUUCGUGCAGAAUCGCAUCUCCAAGAUUGAAAACCUCGAUGGACUAGAGAACCUGACCAUGAUCGAGCUCGGCGCGAACCGUAUUCGAGAGAUCGAGAAUCUGGAAACCCUCCACACCUUGCACGAGCUCUGGCUGGGGAAGAACAAGAUCACCGAGAUCAAGGGCUUGUCUUCUCUGACGAGUUUAAAGCUUCUCGACCUAAAGUCCAACCGAUUGACCACCAUAACAGGCCUAGAGUCGCUGUCCAACCUUGAAGAACUGUACGUCUCACAUAACGGCAUCACAGAGAUAUCACCUGCAUCACUAGCCAACAACUUGAAACUGCGAGUCCUCGAUCUCUCGAAUAACCAGAUCUCCCAUCUGGCGAACAUUGGACAUCUUAAAGAGCUCGAAGAGGUCUGGGCUAGCAGCAACAAACUUGCCGAUUUCCGAGAAGUCGAGCGCGAGUUGGCCGACAAGGAACACCUCGAAACGGUGUAUUUCGAGAUGAAUCCCCUGCAGCUGGCUUCGCCUGCAUUAUACAGGAACAAAGUGCGCCUGGCAUUGCCGCAGAUCAAGCAGAUUGAUGCAAGUAAGUUAAUCACACCUCGUCAUGGCUUGAGAGUCUGA
Molecule: messenger RNA, 1206 nt
Organism: Capronia epimyces CBS 606.96
Lineage: Eukaryota; Fungi; Ascomycota; Eurotiomycetes; Chaetothyriales; Herpotrichiellaceae
Product: adenylate cyclase
Exons: 1
Coding region: 1-1206 (401 amino acids)
Molecular function (GO): protein binding
Source: RefSeq, a predicted model, not a curated record